AUGUCCAGAGACCGUAAGUCCUACCUGCUGCCCAUCUUUCCAUGCUCCAGGCCCCAGAAGGCGUCCGAAAACGCUGUGCCAAACAGUCUCCAGGCCGUUGAAGAUCAGUUAAAGAUAUGUGGCCACAAGAGGGAUGCUGAUGUCUUUGAGCUGUUUCUCUCUAAAAAGGAACUGACAGAGGUUAUUGAUCUUUCUAGAUUUAAAAAAUUAAAAUAUUUAUGGCUCCAUCAUAAUAAGCUACAUGGGAUAGGAUUUUUAACUAGAAACUAUUGUCUGACAGAGCUGUAUCUAAACAACAAUGCAAUAUUCGAGAUAGAAGGCCUGCAUAAUUUGUCUUCGUUGCACAUUCUCCUGUUGCACCAUAAUGAGCUAACAGACAUUGAUGCUGCCAUGAAGGAACUGAAGGGGAUGCACAACCUGAGGAGCCUAAGUCUGUACCAAAACCCUUUAUCCCAAUAUAAACUCUACCGUUUGUAUAUAAUCUACCACCUUCCAGGAGUGGAGCUGCUUGAUCGGAAACAAGUUACAGAGAAAGAGAGAAGAUCCAUGAUUACCAUUUUUAACCAUAAAAAAGCUCAUGUUAUUCAAUCAAUAGCAUUUGGAGGAAAAGUGGAUGCCUCGUGGAACCCCAAGUUACCAAUAAAGCAAAAGAGAGUCCCAAGACUUCCCUCAGAUUUUGCAUUUGGGGAUAAUGUUGACAAGACAGUGUUUGAUGACCCUGAAGAUGCGGUGUUCGUAAGAUCCUUGAAGAGAUCGCUGAUGACCUUUACCUCCAUGAACUGGAACACCGUUCCAACACAAAAGGAAAAGUACGAGGAGAAUGAAAGCACUGACGCUUCCCAGAUGCUCAUGAUUUCCCUGAAAUAA
This is a messenger RNA of Acomys russatus (golden spiny mouse), 867 nucleotides long. RefSeq names its product leucine rich repeat containing 72 (gene Lrrc72). The coding region runs from base 1 to 867 and encodes 288 amino acids. NCBI's taxonomy places the organism in Eukaryota, Metazoa, Chordata, Mammalia, Rodentia, Muridae. The transcript is spliced from 9 exons. Gene Ontology annotation, molecular function: protein binding. The record is from RefSeq and is a predicted model, not a curated record.